AAUAAUAAUAAUAAUAACAAUAAUAAUAACAAUAAUAAUAAUAAUAAUAAUAAUAAUAAUAAUAAUAAUAAUAAUAAUAAUAAUAAUAAUAAUAAUAAUAAUAAUAAUAAUAAUAAUAAUAAUAAUAAUAAUAAUAAUAAUAAUAAUAAUAAUAAUAAUAAUAAUAAUAAUAAUAAUAAUAAUAAUAAUAAUAAUAAUAAUAAUAAUAAUAAUAAUAAUAAUAAUAAUAAUAAUAAUAAUAAUAAUAAUAAUAAUAAUAAUAAUAAUAAUAAUAAUAAUAAUAAUAAUAAUAAUAAUAAUAAUAAUAAUAAUAAUAAUAAUAAUAAUAAUAAUAAUAAUAAUAAUAAUAAUAAUAAUAAUAAUAAUAAUAAUAAUAAUAAUAAUAAUAAUAAUAAUAAUAAUAAUAAUAAUAAUAAUAAUAAUAAUAAUAAUAAUAAUAAUAAUAAUAAUAAUAAUAAUAAUAAUAAUAAUAAUAAUAAUAAUAAUAAUAAUAAUAAUAAUAAUAAUAAUAAUAAUAAUAAUAAUAAUAAUAAUAAUAAUAAUAAUAAUAAUAAUAAUAAUAAUAAUAAUAAUAAUAAUAAUAAUAAUAAUAAUAAUAAUAAUAAUAAUAAUAAUAAUAAUAAUAAUAAUAAUAAUAAUAAUAAUAAUAAUAAUAAUAAUAAUAAUAAUAAUAAUAAUAAUAAUAAUAAUAAUAAUAAUAAUAAUAAUAAUAAUAAUAAUAAUAAUAAUAAUAAUAAUAAUAAUAAUAAUAAUAAUAAUAAUAAUAAUAAUAAUAAUAAUAAUAAUAAUAAUAAUAAUAAUAAUAAUAAUAAUAAUAAUAAUAAUAAUAAUAAUAAU
This is a messenger RNA of Uranotaenia lowii, 837 nucleotides long. RefSeq names its product probable serine/threonine-protein kinase clkA. The record is from RefSeq and is a predicted model, not a curated record. Lineage: Eukaryota; Metazoa; Arthropoda; Insecta; Diptera; Culicidae. The annotation marks the transcript as partial. The transcript has a single exon.